AUGGGUCGAUGUCACAAGUUAACGGUCUCAGGUCAGCGAGAUGAACUAAAGAUACAGCCUAUUGGCCAGACGAGGCCCGUGAUCAUAUCAGGAAGGUUUCCUAUAUUCCUGAAGCUGCAGCUGAGCUACUUCGAACAUGUGAAGAAGAAGCUGCAGCAGCAGGAGGGUCGUAAGAAGACCCAAGAGUUGCUGUCUAAGGCCGUCUACUUGCUCAGCAUGGGAGGGAACGAUUACAUGAAGGUCGGCAAUCCAAAACCGGGCGAAGUCCCUCUCACGGACUCUGAAAAGAAAGAGUACGUGACCAUAGUGCUCGGCAAUAUCACAUCCACGGUCAAGAAAGUGUACGCGAUGGGCGGGAGGAAAUUCCUUUUCCAGGCCGUGGGGCCACUGGGUUGCAUGCCGGCGACCAGGGUCAGCCCGGGAGCUGAGGGCUGCAGUCAUGAAGUCAUGAGUCUCGCCAAAAUGCACAACACAGCAAUGUCGAAUGUCCUCCGGAAGCUAGAGAAGACGUUGCCCGGAUUCAAAUAUUCUCUGUUUGAUUACUUCUCUACCCUUGCAUCGAUCACCAACUACGCUCCGAAAUAUGGUUUCAAAGAAGGGCAGGCAGCAUGCUGCAGUAGCGGGCAUUUCAACGGGGCGUUCACAUGUGCUAACACCACCGCCGGUUUCAACCUCUGCCAUGACCCGACUAAGUAAGUGUAGUUCGAUGGAGCUCACCCGUCCGACAGCGCCAACAAGUUCCUCUCGGCCCUCUUCUGGAGUGGACCUCUCAAAGUUGUGUGGCCUCGCGGUGCAAAGGAGCUGUUCCACAUGCCCUAGCCUUAUCCGGACUAGGACUCUUUAAUUCCUGGGAGUAUUCUACCGAAAAACAAAUAAAUUCCUAGGACUAUAAAAUAUGAUGUUACUACCGCAAAAAUAAUUCCUAGGAUUUACCUUGGUGCGUAAUUAAACC
Molecule: messenger RNA, 952 nt
Organism: Punica granatum (pomegranate)
Lineage: Eukaryota; Viridiplantae; Streptophyta; Magnoliopsida; Myrtales; Lythraceae
Source: RefSeq, a predicted model, not a curated record